UGGACCAAAAGGGUGACAACAAUAAUUCCCUCGCUGCUGUUGAAGUUGAUCUGCGGUUCGUGAUUGAAGUGCUAUGACAACGCAAGUGCCUACUGUGCCGCUCGGCAAUGGCUACGAGAUGCCAGCGAUCGGCUAUGGAACCUAUCUGGCUCUUAAAGGUCAGGGAUUGGAGCUGGUGAAGAAGGCGAUCGAUGCCGGUUACCGGCACAUCGAUACGGCGUACCUGUACGAGAACGAAGCCGAGGUGGGCCAAGCGAUCCGAGACAAAAUAGCGGAAGGUGUGAUCCGCCGGGAGGAUGUGUUCGUAACGACCAAACUGUGGAACACGCACCACGAUCCGGCGCACGUCGAAGAAGCGUUCCGCCGGUCCUACAAUCUGCUCGACAUCGGUUACAUCGAUCUGUUCCUGAUUCACUCGCCCAUGGGCCAGCAGUACGCGGGGUAUGAGUACGAGGACAUGCAACCGAAGGAUGCGGACGGAAAUAUGUUGCUCUCGGAUGUGGACUAUGUUGAGACGUGGAAGGUGAUGGAGAAGCUGGUUACGGCCGGUUGGGUGCGAAGUAUCGGUUUAUCGAACUUUAAUAGUGAGCAGAUCGAACGGAUCCUUGCGGUGGCCACCAUCCGUCCGGUGAACAAUCAGAUCGAAGUGAAUCCGGGCUACGAUCAGCGUCGAUUGAUUGACUUCUGUAAGGCCCGUGGCAUCACGGUGACGGCGUACGGCCCGAUGGGAAGGCCACAUCGGACGACGUACGGUAAUCGUAGUGCGCUCGGUGAUCCGAAGGUCCUUGAAAUUGGGCAAAAGUAUGGUAAAACCAGCGGGCAGGUGAUCCUGCGGUAUUUGAUUGACAUCGGUACCGUCCCGAUACCGUACUCCACGAAUGAUGAGCGGAUUCGACAGAACAUUGAUGUGUUUGAUUUUAAGCUAACCGACGAUGAAAUCAAGUAUCUGGCGUCUUUCCACUCGGAGCGUACAAUCCAAUUCCUUCCGUUGAAAAAUCAUCGAUAUUAUCCGUUUAACAUCGACUUCUAGGACCUUCCUGGGACAUCCGAUUGAUACCAGCUAUCGAGCAACAGAAACAAUUGUUGGUGAUACAGGGUUUUGGUGUGAUAAUAAAUCAUAGCAGCGGUUUAUUGAUUUAU
Molecule: messenger RNA, 1140 nt
Organism: Anopheles aquasalis
Lineage: Eukaryota; Metazoa; Arthropoda; Insecta; Diptera; Culicidae
Product: 1,5-anhydro-D-fructose reductase-like
Molecular function (GO): oxidoreductase activity
Source: RefSeq, a predicted model, not a curated record